AUGUGGAGAAAUAUAAACCAACUCAUUGGGAAAACCUCUAAAAAAACAAAUGUAAUUUCAGUCAAAUCAAAUGAUCAAAUAUUUACUAGUAAGGAUGAUAUUGCUGAAACUUUUAACGAUUACUUUUCAAAAAUUGGUACAGAAUUAUCCAACAGGAUUCCACCAAGUAAAGAAGGAUUUGAAGAAUAUCUUGAUCGGUCGUUUAGUGCUGUUUUUGAGUUCAAAUCGGUUUCUAAUGAUGAAGUUGAAACUGUUUUGA
Molecule: messenger RNA, 259 nt
Organism: Paramuricea clavata
Lineage: Eukaryota; Metazoa; Cnidaria; Anthozoa; Malacalcyonacea; Plexauridae
Source: the annotation of a GenBank genome assembly